Molecule: messenger RNA, 1346 nt
Organism: Cantharellus anzutake
Lineage: Eukaryota; Fungi; Basidiomycota; Agaricomycetes; Cantharellales; Hydnaceae
Exons: 4
Coding region: 120-1244 (374 amino acids)
Source: RefSeq, a predicted model, not a curated record
ACACGCUGUUCUCCACGCGACUUGCCACGCGACCCCGAUCUGUCACACUUCUUGCCCAGCCGUGAAACAGUAUACACGCUCACCCAGAGCACGUUAACGAUCGAUCUGAGAAGGGCAGUAUGUCUACUCCUACCCCAUCCCAAUUGAACGUCCCUGGUCAAGCCAAACGGCGAAAGAAUGUCCCCAAGUUGCCAUUGGCCGUCUUUAACACUUCGCAUCCUGUUCCGGCUCCAGGAAAGACACCUCUUCCUCCAAGUCCCAGUAAGAUCCACCCAUCCGCAGUCAUUGAUUCUCGAGUGUCCAUUGAUUCGCUGGAGGAUACGAAGAAAUGGAAGGCCUCCGCGCAUGAGAAGUCGGAUUCGUUAGUUUUGUUUCUUAACUCUCCCAGCAUCGAUGGUGCCGUGGAGAUCGUUGAGCAGUUGAAAGACGCCCCCACUUUGUCCGCUCUGUCGAUAUCCAUCCCAUUCCCUCUAUUCUCUGGACGUCCAGCUGCUCCUAUCUCGUUCCCAAAUACGUCCGUUACGAGUCGAAUUACCCUCUCAGUGCAAGUGACAAACCCUGUAAUCACUCCUGCUUUUAUUGAAGGCGUGAAAUGGGCGCUUGAGCAAAAUCACAACGUGGAAUUGGAUGUUCGAUCCCUUCCUCAUAGUUCGACUAGGCGUCCAGAAGAAGAGAACCCAAAAGGCGGGUACGACUACCUUGAGGAAUUAAUUGAUAAAUCCCAAGAGGGUCUUGCAGGGGCGGCUGAUGCACCAGAUGAGGCAAUAAACCCCCAAACACCAGCCAUCAUAAUAAGUAAUCUACUUCCACCUCCGGUUGGGCGUGACGUACCCAGCCAGCAACUCGCCACGAAUCCCGGAUAUCUAGCGUAUCAAUCACACAUCGCAAGCCUCUCGCUGCAUAAGAACACAUAUUUGACCCUGUUGCCACCUGCAUGGUCGCCAGGCCUGACCGAAACUGGGUUGGUUGAUGCAAAGGAGCGGAACGACUGGAAGAGAAGAAUCAAGUUAUAUUUGGGUCCUGCAUUGGAGGCAUUCGGAGAGUAUCGUAUCUUAUAUGGGUCGUCAUCAGUCUCCGCUUCUGAUCCGAUAGCACCUUCAGCAAAAAUCAACCCCCUCGAUUGGUAUCUGUUGGCGCGCGAGGCUGUCACAGAGUUAGGGGUGGAGCAGGAAGGCGUAGACGCCAUCUUCCAUGAGAAUGCGAAGAAGGUUUUUGCAAGGGCGAUUGAUACCAGCGGCAAAUGAUCCUACAAUGUGCUUACAGCAUCAUACAUGUGCAAAUGAAUAGGAAGCAGGAGAAUCAACCAAGGCUCAGGUUGUCAGAUCAUUUCCAAGUCUAGACCGAGG